AUGUUUAAUCGUGAUGCGCUGUUUGGCAACCGCCAGCCACCACCGCCAGGACAGCGACAGCAGGCCCCUAGACAGCCCUCGGGUCUUCCAGAUCGACCGCAACAGCAAUACUCGUCCUAUGGACAAGAGAAGCCCUCCACGUCUCAUGGAACUCUGCGACUACGACCAGUCGCCUUCCCCGACAAGAAUGCGACCUUCUCGAAUAUCUGUAUGGUCAACCCGCAGGAAAUCGCAUUCCCGCAGAACGGCGAAGACUCAUACCUGCUGAUCAACGGCAAAUUCGUGCUGUCGGCGAGACCUCACCCAAACUUGCAGAGAGGAGAGCUGGGAUUGAAUGAGAUUCAAAGGACAUGGAUGCAGGUCACCAUGACUGACACUAUCGAGGCGGAGCCAUACGAUCCUUUUCGACAAGGUUCACAAGGAUAUUUAGGAAGCAUAGAUGUAGAGGUGGGCUUUGCGGGUCGGAUGGGAGGCACAGAUGCACCAUUCGACCAGGAUCAGCUAGCAGAUGGCAUGGUGAAGGCAUUCCGCAACCAAAUAUUUGCGCCAGGACAAGGAAUACUAUUCGACUUCCGCGGCAUCAAACUCAAGCUCACCAUUCGUACCGUAGAGCUCGUGGAUCUUGCUUCGCUGAAGACGUCUGGCGGCACAUCACAAACACGCCCUGACGCCCGAGGCAUUCUCGUAGCUGAGACGAGCAUCAAUUUUUACAAAGACGCCAAAUCACCCAUCAACCUCAAGGCCUCCGCACGCAGGCCGGCCGCGAAUUCCGUCAUCCGUCCUGACUUCAAAUUCGAAGACAUGGGUAUCGGCGGUCUUGAUAAAGAAUUCAGCGAUAUCUUCCGAAGAGCCUUCGCAUCACGUAUAUUCCCGCCUGGACUCGCGGAAAAGCUUGGAAUUCAGCACGUACGCGGAAUGUUGUUAUAUGGCCCUCCAGGUACAGGAAAGACCUUGAUUGCUCGGCAGAUUGGUAAGAUGCUCAACGCCCGUGAGCCCAAAGUCAUCAACGGUCCAGAAGUAUUGAACAAGUACGUCGGUCAGUCCGAGGAGAACAUUCGAAAGAUGUUUGCGGAUGCAGAAAAGGAACAGAAAGAAAAGGGCGACGAGUCAGGUCUGCACAUCAUCAUUUUCGACGAAUUGGAUGCCGUUUGCAAGCAGCGUGGUUCCGGCGCAGGUGGAGGUACCGGUGUUGGUGACAGUGUGGUCAAUCAAUUGCUUUCAAAACUGGAUGGUGUGGAGCAAUUGAACAACAUCCUGCUCAUCGGUAUGACGAACCGGAAGGACAUGAUUGAUGAGGCUCUUCUUCGACCAGGUCGUCUAGAGGUACAUAUGGAGAUCAGCUUGCCUGACGAGCCGGGACGGGCGCAGAUCCUCAAGAUUCACACCACCAAAAUGAGAGACAAUGGAGCUUUGGGCAGUGAUGUAGACCUCGGCGAACUGGCUCGACUCACGCGCAAUUUCUCCGGCGCUGAGAUCAGCGGUCUCGUCAAGGCUGCCAGCAGUUAUGCGUUCCAGCGGCACAUCAAAGGCGGCACCGUCGCCGCUCUCAAGGACGACAUCACGGAGAUGAAGAUUCAUCGGGAAGACUUCCUCAAGGCACUUGGGGAAGUGAAGCCCCUCUUUGGUGUGAGCGAGGAAGAGCUGGACGAUUGCGUGCGUGGCGGUAUCAUCCACUACGGCCCGUCCGUUGAGAAGAUCCUGCGAGAUGGUAGGAGCUAUGUCGAGCAAGUGCGCACUGGGAAACAAUCGCGACUCUUGCCCGUCUUGAUCCACGGACCACGGUACAGCGGCAAGACCGCGCUUGCGGCACGCAUCGCUCUGGACUCGAAAUUCCCCUUCAUCAAACUGAUCUCACCAUCGGACGUCAUCGGAAUGAACGAGAUCCAGAAGAUUCAAUACCUCAGCAAGGUCUUCACGGACGCAUACAAGUCACCUCUGAACGUCCUCGUGCUCGACAACAUCGAAAACCUGAUCGACUGGGUCCCCAUCGGCCCACGUUUCAGUGCAGCGGUGCUGUCUGCGCUCAAAGCCUUGAUGGCCAAGCAACCUCCGGAAGGCCGGCCAUUGCUGAUCCUCGCCACGACGUCGCAGCGCACCGUGAUGCAGCAGCUCGAGCUCGAUUUCAUCUUCGAGAUCCCCGUGCCGAACCUCCGCACGCAGCAAGAGCUCUUCAACGUCAUGGGCGAGUCGGGAGCCUUUGAUCAAAAAGCCAUUCAACGUGCCAUCGGAGAGAUCGAGGCGGUCACCGGCAGCAAGGAGAUCGGUGUGGGCAUCAAACAGAUUUUGCUGGCGAUGGAGGGUGCUGCGCUCGGCUCGGACGACCCGGCGAUCCGAUUCGCAGAGAUCAUGUGCUCUGCCAUUGGCAAUGCGUAG
Molecule: messenger RNA, 2373 nt
Organism: Dissoconium aciculare CBS 342.82
Lineage: Eukaryota; Fungi; Ascomycota; Dothideomycetes; Mycosphaerellales; Dissoconiaceae
Product: AAA-domain-containing protein
Exons: 1
Coding region: 1-2373 (790 amino acids)
Biological process (GO): SNARE complex disassembly; Golgi to plasma membrane protein transport; intra-Golgi vesicle-mediated transport
Cellular component (GO): Golgi stack
Molecular function (GO): deaminase activity; ATP binding; ATP hydrolysis activity
Source: RefSeq, a predicted model, not a curated record